Molecule: messenger RNA, 225 nt
Organism: Opisthorchis viverrini
Lineage: Eukaryota; Metazoa; Platyhelminthes; Trematoda; Opisthorchiida; Opisthorchiidae
Exons: 1
Coding region: 1-225 (74 amino acids)
Source: RefSeq, a predicted model, not a curated record
AUGGCGGAAUUUCCAUUGGCCCUCGAAAGCUCUUGUACAAAACACCUACUCUCGCUCACAAUCGAAGCCCACAAAUUCCCUGUUGAGGCCAUUUCAGCUCAGCAGACUGGCUUCCUUCUCGUCCAAGACGAGAAUGCUUUGCGGCCGUUACCUCCAGAUUACGUCAUUCUGGGACAGUAUGUAGAUGUUCCCGACUCUUCGCGAUUCUUUUUUUGCAAGACUUGA